CCCAAAAUACAUGAAUAUUCGAAGGUGACGGCUCUCUUGAUCUUGUACUUUGUGUAUGUAGUCAGCAUCGAGAUGACGACAAGGUCAUGGUAGUGUUUGCCUUUCUUGUUUUUUAAGAUUUAGUUCCAGUUGCAGUUUUUCUUUUUUUCAUGUUCAUGAUCUGUACCGGUAGUAAAUCUACAAGAACUACAUAAGCGUCGUACCUAGUACUAGACGAAAAAAGAUUUCCCCAAAAUGAAAGAGCUUCAACCGUGUCCCGCUGACAAGGUGGGAACGCUGGAGGACCCGAACUUGACGCUCAUCCAGCGAAUGCGACUGUUGACGCAGGAGAUGCGCAGAAACUCGCUCAAGGUCGAGGGUUUACAGCAGGAGCUGAAUCUGGCACGGCGUACUCGCGACGUGCUCAUCAAGCAAAUCGACCUUGGACAUCAAGUGGCGAAUGCGUUAGCGGAAACUUCAGAUGAAGCAAAUGGAAAUGCCGACGCCCCCGCCGGGGACUCGAAUCGUAGAGAUGGAGCUCCUGGUGACGGUACGCAAACAGAGCGCGUGCUGUCCCCUGAGGAACAGGCGAAAGUGAAUGAGCUCCAGAAGAAGCUCGCAGAGUCUGAACUCGAGCUUGCGUCGAUCAACAUUGAAAAAGCCCUCACAGUCGGUGACGGAUUCGCAGGGAUUCUGAAUGAGGGAGAGCAGGAGGACGCUUUUCGCAAAAGGAGCAAGUUGGCGUUACUCCCAGCUAAAGACUGCACCAAAUCUGGCCGGUCGAACUAUGCUGUUCCGAGUCAGUUUCCCGAUGUAUCUGACAAGCACUUUGUCCUCAAAAGCCCGCUGCUAUUUAACAAAAUGACUGCAGGCGACAACGACAGCCCGCUGAUGGCAUUCACGGAAGAGGCGAUAUUCGGAGGUGGUUGCUUUUGGUGUCUAGAAGCUAUUUUUUGG
Molecule: messenger RNA, 936 nt
Organism: Amoebophrya sp. A25
Lineage: Eukaryota; Dinophyceae; Syndiniales; Amoebophryaceae
Source: the annotation of a GenBank genome assembly